GAAGGAAGCACCCACCGGAAGCUGCCCCAGGAUCCGAACAUGGCGACCGCCCGGUUCCUACACUGGAACCUGAGACGAACCGGCGCCUGGCUGCUCCCGCCGCCCGCGCGCUGUCCCCAGCGGGCUCUGCACAAGCAAGCAGAGGGCACCGAGUUCAAGAGCAUCUACAGCCUGGACAAGCUCUACCCGGAAUCCCGGGGCUCGGACACCGCAUGGAGGGUGCCGGCUGAAGCACAGCAGGCCAGUAACGACAUUCCUCUGGAUCGUUUGACGAUAUCUUACUGUCGGAGUAGUGGUCCUGGGGGCCAGAAUGUUAACAAAGUGAACUCCAAGGCUGAAGUCAGGUUCCACUUGGCAACUGCUGAGUGGAUCGCAGAGCCCGUGCGGCAGAGGAUCGCCAUCACGCAUAAAAAUAAGAUCAACAGGUUAGGAGAGUUGAUACUCACCUCUGAAUGUAGCCGCUACCAGUUCCGAAAUCUGGCAGAUUGUCUUCAGAAAAUUCGAGACAUGAUUGCUGAGGCCAGCCAGCCAGCGAAGGAGCCAUCCAAAGAAGACGCUGCGCUACACAGAAUCAGGAUAGAAAACAUGAACCGGGAAAGGCUGAGAAAAAAGCGAAUACAUUCUGCCCUAAAAACAGACAGGAGAGUGGGUAUGGAUUGAAAUCCUCCAGAGCUGGCACGGCCCUCUUUAGGGGGUCCAUGCUGCCACAGCCGAGAGCAUGAACACCGUCAGGAGACCCUGUGUGUGUGUGCGUGGGUGUGUGUGUGGGUGUGUGGGUGUGUGGUUGUUAACACCUGUACACGAGAAUGUUCAUCUGGAAGGACGGUUGCAGAGGUCUUCAUGAGCAAUCACCUAUUGUCAAACCUUAAUUACUUGUUUAACAUAUGAGCUGCAUUAAAACUCCGCAAGAAAUGCA
This is a messenger RNA of Neogale vison (American mink), 916 nucleotides long. RefSeq names its product mitochondrial ribosomal protein L58 (gene MRPL58). The transcript is spliced from 6 exons. Gene Ontology annotation, biological process: mitochondrial translational termination. Gene Ontology annotation, cellular component: mitochondrial large ribosomal subunit. NCBI's taxonomy places the organism in Eukaryota, Metazoa, Chordata, Mammalia, Carnivora, Mustelidae. Gene Ontology annotation, molecular function: translation release factor activity. The coding region runs from base 40 to 660 and encodes 206 amino acids. The record is from RefSeq and is a predicted model, not a curated record.